UGUGAUUAUAUAGAUGCCAUGCAAUGCAAGUUUGGGCUAUCUCUACCAAAUUUGUCAUGUAAAAUACCUACUAACCAAACUCUUUCUAUCAAAUAUAUAUAAAACGAUAUGGAUGGUUCAUGUAAGCAUUGUUUAAAGUGGAUGUGGGUAGCUUGCUUCUAUUUUGAGUUUAUGCUUGUGUCAGCCGAGUUUCAGCGAUUCCAACACCCUGUGAAAGCCGAUGGGUCACUUAGCUUUCUGGUGAUAGGAGACUGGGGAAGAAAAGGAGCUUAUAAUCAAUCCCAAGUGGCCCUUCAGAUGGGGAAGGUUGGCGAGAAACUAGCCAUAGAUUUUGUGAUCUCAACUGGAGACAAUUUUUACGAGAAGGGGUUGGCUACCCCCUAUGACCCUCAUUUCAAACACUCGUUUACCAAUAUCUACAGUGCCAACAGCUUGCAAAAGCAAUGGUAUAGUGUUUUGGGCAACCACGAUUACAGGGGAGAUGUGCAGGCGCAGUUGAGCCCCAUUCUGAGGAAGAUCGAUAGCAGAUGGCUUUGCCUGCGGUCUUUCCUCGUUAACACAGAAAUAGCGGAAUUAUUCUUCAUAGACACGACCCCGUUUGUUGAUGAGUACUUCAGAAACCCAAAGCACCAAAAGUUUGACUGGAGAGGGGUGAUUCCUAGGAAUAAAUACCUCACCCGGGUUUUGAAGGAAUUGAGAUGCGCACUGAGGGAAUCAGUUGGUAAGUGGAAGAUAGUGAUCGGGCAUCAUCCCAUCAGAAGCAUCGGGCACCAUGGUCAAACCAAGGAGCUCAUCACCCUCCUUCUACCUAUACUUGAGGCAUACAAUGUAGAUAUGUACAUAAACGGGCAUGAUCAUUGCUUGCAACACUUGAGUAGCAUCACAAGCCCGCUCCAGUUUUUCACCAGUGGAGGUGGUUCGAAGGCAUGGAAAGGUGAUUUUGAUUAUUUAGACGGUGGGGGAGAUGAUGAAAUCAAAUUUUAUUACGACGGACAAGGAUUCAUGUCUGUUGAGCUUACUCCCACUAAUGCUAAGAUUGCCUUCUAUGAUGUUUCCGGCAAUGUUCUGCAUAGCUUCAAUUCCAACCAACUCUACUACACUUACAGUACUGAAAUGUAGGAAAUAAUAGAAUAAUGAUGGAUGAAAUGAAUCAAUCGAGUUUUAGAUCA
Molecule: messenger RNA, 1169 nt
Organism: Gossypium raimondii (Peruvian cotton)
Lineage: Eukaryota; Viridiplantae; Streptophyta; Magnoliopsida; Malvales; Malvaceae
Product: purple acid phosphatase 8
Exons: 6
Coding region: 109-1119 (336 amino acids)
Molecular function (GO): ferrous iron binding; acid phosphatase activity; ferric iron binding
Source: RefSeq, a predicted model, not a curated record